GAGCGCUCAGGAAACAGGGAGACUAUGAGACAGCGCAGCAGCUCCAUUCAACCACAUGGUUCCUCAACCGCACAGACAAGCUGCGCUGCAGACAGCCAGGUUCACAUAAGGGACUUGCAAGGCUGUUGCCCACAGCGGAGCGUUUUGAGGCUUGCAGGUCGUGUUUUCAGCCGCACAGGCAGUUGAAAGUUGCUGUUUACUAGUUUCGGGAUUUAUUUCUUGUUUCCGUGAAAGUUGAGAGACGAGGCGUCUCCGAAACGGCCUGAACUGAAGAGAAGAGACUUGGAUGAACUUUUUGCUCUGGUUUUAAAGCGCCUGAAAUAAGAAGAAGUGAGGAAAUAUUUUUUGUGAAAGCCGAAUUGGCAUUUUUGUGCACUUGAACUUUGUCAAAGCACUGAACUGAACAGUGCUUUCCAGACACUUUGAAGGACAGGAUGGUGCAGCACAUGAGCCAGACAGAGAGCGCCCACGCUCACUCUCCCGGCGGGGACUCCACGGACACGGGAGAAAUGGACUUGGAGAUGGAUGUGUCUCCGACCCCCGAGUCCCCCUCAUCCGGGGUGCGGAGCGACUUGGCGUGGUGCAAAACUCCGACGGGACACAUCAAGAGACCCAUGAACGCGUUCAUGGUCUGGUCUCAGAUUGAGAGGAGAAAGAUUAUGGAGCAGUCGCCGGACAUGCACAACGCGGAGAUCUCCAAGCGGCUGGGGAAGCGCUGGAAGCUGCUGAAAGACACAGACAAGAUCCCGUUCAUCCGUGAGGCGGAGCGGCUCAGACUCAAACACAUGGCCGACUACCCAGACUACAAGUACCGGCCCAGGAAGAAGGUGAAGUCGGGAAGUGGAACAAGUAAGCAGGCGGACCGCGGAGAGAAGAGCGGGGAGCGCAGCGCCAAAUCUGGCGUGAAAAGAAGCCCCGCGUCCAAAGGAGUGAACAGGACGCACAAACAGGGGGGCCUGAAGAGCGCUGCGGGGCAGGACUACGCGUCUCCCGGUGACCACCAGGCGCUGUUCAAAUCCAGGUCAGUGUCUGGAGCAAGGCAGAUCCCGGAGAAACGCAGCGGAGAGGCGAGGCGCGGCCACAUGUUCGGCGGUGCAGGCAGCCUGGAGAGCGGGCCUCCCUCUGUGGGAGUCCCAGCCAGUCCCACCUUGAGCAGCUCGGCGGAGUCCAGCGACCCGCUCAGCCUGUACGAGGAGCAGAGCCCCGUGGCCAGCGAGUCAUCACACACCGCGCGCCUCAGGUACGCUCGCGCCUCCUCUCCAACACCGUCAGCCUCUCACUCUUCCUCAUCCGUGUCAUCCUCCUCAUCAGAUGAAGAGUUUGAAGACGAGCGGCUCGAGCUGAACCCCAGCCCCGGGUUUGAGAGCAUGUCCCUGGGAGGCAUGGGCUUCUCCGACGCAGAGCUGGACCGAGACUUGGACUGGAGCUUCGGGGAGUGCGGGGCGGGGUCUCACUUCGACUUCCCCGACUACUGCACCCCGGAGGUCAGCGAGAUGAUCUCAGGAGACUGGCUGGAGUCCACCAUCUCCAACCUGGUGUUCACCUACUGAAAAAGGAGAGGAGCCGUGACGCCCCCCCCUCCCCACGUUUUGAACUGAUCAACCCCUACAGACAGGCGCGUGCGUCCUGACCAGAAUAUUUCCGCCAUUCUUUCACUAAAUAAGGGAGAGUGAAAACAGGGAAGAAAAGGUGGCCUGUGUGCGCGUUGAAGCCCAGGUACGCGCCGCUCACAGACUUGGACAGCGCUCAGUGCGCUUGACGGACACGCGCAGACCGGGGGAAAUGCUUAGUUUGCAUUUGGACACGGAGGAGGAGUGAAUGUAAGCAGAGAGCAGUGAAACACACGGACUUCAGCUCAAAUGUUCAAACCAAUCCGCAGAGGAUGAGGACUGAGAACGAACUUUGAAUCUUAAUGUUAUUUCGGGUCGGGACAAAGGGACAUUUACUGGACAGCUCGUCAUGUUGGGUUUUGUUAAAGAUUUAGCCAGUUCACAUUGACCAUCAAGUUUCUAUUCAGGUGUAGUUUUCUUUCCAAACUCGAAAUAGUUUCAAUAUCAACACGCAUGCCCUCCGAGAUAAGGAGGAUUUUGUUGUUGUUAAAUGCGUAAAAAUGUUCAUUGCUGCGUAAUUACGCAAUGUGUGUGACCAUAGGACACAAUUCACUAUCACCAGCUUCUCUUUCAACGGCAGGACUUAAAGCAAAGACUGACUCCAAACUUCAGAAACCCUUUUCUGAACCUUUUUAAACACUCAGUGCACAAUUUCAGGACCAAUGUUCCCCGACGCGCAUCCUUUCUGCCUAGUGCUUCAACUUUGUAGUUCCUCUGUGUCAGAUGACGUUUUUUAUAUCGAUGUAUUUAUACCGGCCAAACUUUUUUAUACAUAGAAGUAUUGUUCUCGUACAGGUCUCGUUUGUGUUUGUGCACAUACACCUGUCUGUAUCCAGCGCGGAAGGGCUAGAAGUGUAUCUUAUUUAAAAAUGUCUGACUUCUCUCACUUUUAAGGAGACUUGAGUGUGUCAUGAUUUUCUACUUGUAUUUUUGUACAAAAUCUAUAGAAAGGGGGUUUCCAGCGAGUGGGUAGCCUACAACAUUGUUGUUUGGGUCUACAUUGGUGUUUAGACAUGCAGAGGGGGGUUUGUUUGGCACAAUCUGACCUCACACAGUGUUUACAGUAUUUACCCACAUGCUUCUUAAUGGCACAGUGACUCCAGUUUCACCAGCGAGUAAACAAGGCACCACUGAGACUCCCAGUCUGAGUAGUGACUGUUUCCAGUACACAUAGACCUGAACGUAUACGAGUGAACGAUCCCAGAGAGUCACUGUUUGGAUAGAGCUAAUACCUCUGUGUGCUUUUUUCUUCUUUUUUUUUGUUAUCAAGAUAAGUUUUAUUUGAACCACUGGAUGGAAUUUCACACUCAUUCCACUUUGCCUAGACUUUGGAGGGAGGGAGAUGUAUGAAGUGCUUCAUCUGUUAUUGCGCAAAUUGCAUCAAAAAAUAGUAUUUAAUCUUUCUGUACCUGUUGGCUAAGUAUAGCAGGCUAAUUGUUUUCCUAUAUUAUGGCAUGGCAAAUAGCAUUUGUAUUUCAGAUUCAGGUAUAUGUAGCUAUAGCUGUUGUGUUUAAGAUUUUUAAAAGAAUAAUAACAUGAAGAUAUUUAUGUAAACUGACUGUACUAUAAGCAAAGAUUGUGUGUUUUAUGUAUGAUGAUGAUCAACGACAGGCACUAGGACAGCCAUCUUUGGACAUCCUUAUGUUGAAGAUGAUUGUGGUCCAGGAGUUUCCUUUUUUCUUUUUUUACCUUUCCAGACAUCUUUUCUAUUGUCCUUUUUUUCAUUUGUGCAAUAUGCUGUGUAUGAUCAUGUUUCGUCCUAUCAUGCCAAUAUCAUUUGAUGUUUAUAGCUCAAAACCAGCCAAUGUUUGGGUCAAUCACUGCCUCUCAGACCUCUGUACAGAUUGUCGUUUUUUUUUAUUUGUUUUUCUUUUCUUCCAAGAAGGAAAUAAAAUCAGCUGGAACUGAAAAGUA
This is a messenger RNA of Cottoperca gobio, 3524 nucleotides long. It is a transcript of the gene sox4a, whose product is annotated as SRY-box transcription factor 4a. Lineage: Eukaryota; Metazoa; Chordata; Actinopteri; Perciformes; Bovichtidae. The record is from RefSeq and is a predicted model, not a curated record. Gene Ontology annotation, molecular function: RNA polymerase II cis-regulatory region sequence-specific DNA binding; DNA-binding transcription activator activity, RNA polymerase II-specific. Gene Ontology annotation, cellular component: nucleus. Gene Ontology annotation, biological process: camera-type eye morphogenesis; neuron differentiation; brain development. The coding region runs from base 435 to 1550 and encodes 371 amino acids. The transcript has a single exon.